Messenger RNA from Populus euphratica (Euphrates poplar), 2572 nucleotides. Its product is annotated as dyggve-melchior-clausen syndrome protein. The record is from RefSeq and is a predicted model, not a curated record. Lineage: Eukaryota; Viridiplantae; Streptophyta; Magnoliopsida; Malpighiales; Salicaceae. The transcript is spliced from 18 exons. Gene Ontology annotation, cellular component: Golgi apparatus. Gene Ontology annotation, biological process: Golgi organization. The coding region runs from base 264 to 2444 and encodes 726 amino acids.
GCUGCCAAAGUCCAUUCACCCCUUUAAUAAAAUUUCUUCAAAAACUUCCUUCCUAAGCUCCUCCCUCCCUUCACGAGCACACCUCAAUAUAAUUCUCAGUAUCCAUUUCCAUUUACAUUUUCUCUAAAAAGCCAGACAGAUCCGAAAUCACCAUAACUCCCUCACUCUCCAUCUCUACGAUGCUAACCAAUUGAGAUCGGCGGACUCGCUCUGUAACCAAAGUUGACUCAGCACUCUUCAACACGACCGACUCAAUAAUUCCAAUGGGAGCAGUGCCUUCUACGCCGCGUCUCUCCGGCGCUCGCCCUCAGGACACGGCCGAUUAUUUGAUCGGUUCAUUUGUCGGUGAGAAGACGUUUCCUAUAGGUUCUGACUUCUGGCAGAAACUUCUCGAACUCCCUCUCAAUCUCCACUGGCCUACUCACCGUGUUCAAGAAGCCUGCAAGCUCUUCGCACAAAAUAAUUGUAAUACAAGGCAUCUAACGAAGAUUCUGAUUCACUUAUCGUGGUGUUUGCAAGAGUGUGUUUCGAAUUCCGGUGCCCCGUCGGAAGUUUAUGAUAAGGCUGUUAAUGCGGUGUACAUUUCAUCAGUUUUUUUAAAGUAUUUAAUCGAAAAUGCUCGAAGCAAUAGCAUCGAGGAAUUUCAUUUGUCAUUGAAUGAGAGCGAACCAGCAUCGAAUGGUUUCAAAACAGAUCAAAACAUCGAGAGUCUUGUCAUGCAUAAUGUGCUUAACUUUAUUGGUUCCGUAGAAGUAAGUCCGAAGACAUACCUUCUACAUCACGAGUUACUGAAUUUCAUGCUUGUUGCAAUGUCAACCCAACUUCUCUACGGGCCAGCACCAGGACCAACUGAUAUGAACCCUUUUAUUGAUGCAGCAAUGGCUCAGGAAAGUUCUUUGGUUGGUUUGGUUGUUCGGAGAUUGCUACUUAAUUAUAUAACACGACCUCGUAUCCCAUAUAACAGCGCAUCAUACCCACUGUUUUCUGGCGGGAGUCAGCCUGGAGUUUUGCAAAGAGUUAGUUCUGCAGCUGCCACUCUUGUUUUAUUGCCAUUCAAUUAUUUGGUCAGUUCAACUGGUGAUGGCUCAAGAAAUCCAUUGGCAGACGGCAGUCUUAAUGUGCUGCUUAUACUUAAUUAUUAUCAUAAGUGUGUUGUGGGUGAUGAGUCCCUGACAGACAGAAGUGAUGACAGUGCCGCUUCAGAUUCUCUUUCCAAAGGAAAAACAUACUUCUCUGACAAUCCUUACUGCAGAGCCUUGGAAAAUGCAAGGGAUAUAGAAUUUGAUCGUGUAGAUAUCGAGGGGAACGCGCACAGUGGGUCACAUGUGAGAUUGCCAUUUGCAUCUCUGUUUGAUACUCUUGGCAUGUGCUUGGCUGAUGAAACUGCAGUCCUAUUGCUUUACACAUUGGUGCAUGGAAACUCUGACUUUUUGGAGUAUGUUUUAGUGCGAACGGAUCUGGAUACAUUGUUAAUGCCAAUUCUGGAAACGCUGUACAAUGCUUCAAAGAGGACGUCCAAUCACAUAUACAUUUUGCUGAUUAUACUUCUUAUACUUAGUCAGGAUUCAUCUUUUAAUGCAAGCAUUCACAAGAUAGUACUGCCAAGCAUUCCAUGGUAUCAAGAACACCUUCUUCAUCGAACAUCUCUUGGUUCCCUAAUGGUCAUAAUUCUUAUAAGAACAGUGAAGUAUAAUCUAUCUAAGCUGCGGGAUCUCUAUCUUCAUACAACUUGUCUUGCAACUUUAGCAAACAUGGCUCCUCAUUUUCAUCAUUUGAGUGCAUAUGCAUCACAGAGACUUGUUAGCCUAUUCUAUAUGCUCUCACGCAAGUAUAACAAACUUGCAGAACGGAUAGAUGAUAAAAUGGGGAAGAGUGGCUCUUUGGGGCAAGACAGCCUUGCUGAAGAUCUGUCAGCAGAAUUGCAUAUUUACACGGACUUCUUGAGAAUUGUCCUCGAAAUAUUAAAUGCAAUUUUGACUUAUGCCUUGCCACGCAAUCCUGAGGUUGUAUAUGCAAUAAUGCACAGGCAAGAGGUUUUUGAGCCAUUCAAGAAUCAUCCACGCUUCAGUGAACUGAUUGAAAAUAUUUACAUGGUUUUAGAUUUUUUCAAUAGUCGUAUCGAUUCCCAAACACAUGAUGGUGAAUGGUCAGCGGAGAAAGUCCUCCAACUCAUAAUUAUGAAUUGUCGAUCAUGGCGGGUUGAAGGCAUGAAGAUGUUUACUCAAUUGCAUUUCUCAUACGAACAAGAGAGUCACCCAGAGGAGUUCUUUACACCAUACAUUUGGCGUGUUGCUUUAUCUCAACGUGGACUGAGCUUUGAUCCCAGUGCCAUAAAUCUGUUUCCAGUUGAUCUGCCAAUAGAGAAACCAAAUGAUGACGGGGAUGAUCAAAGUAAAUUUCAAAACAUGAAUCUGAAUGAACACAGGGUACUGCUCGACCUGUAGUGGGUGCAGCAUUAUAUAUCUCCCCAUUAAUGUUCAUACUUAGUGGUUAUGUAAAUAGUACAAAAUACAUGAAGUAGUGGUAAUGUAUUCUUCUCAUUCUUUCCUGUUUAUAUGCUUGGAACACUGUA